This is a messenger RNA of Haliotis rufescens (red abalone), 3373 nucleotides long. RefSeq names its product inter-alpha-trypsin inhibitor heavy chain H3-like. Lineage: Eukaryota; Metazoa; Mollusca; Gastropoda; Lepetellida; Haliotidae. The transcript has a single exon. The record is from RefSeq and is a predicted model, not a curated record. The coding region runs from base 188 to 2266 and encodes 692 amino acids.
CGUUGCAAUCGAGCACACUUCGACCUGAACCAGAUAAAGCUGCGUGGAGCUUGAACAACUUCAUUCAUCAACACAGAGGCUUUCAUUUCAUGACCAGAGAAGAAAUCGUGUCAAGUGGUCAUUGUCGACAUUGCUGGAACCUUAUAUCGUGGCUGCAGACGAAAUGUAGUGUGACAAGCGGGUGAUAAUGGAGGAACGAGUUGGAAUGUUGCUACUCCCCUGCUUACUGUGUGUAAUCAUCAGCAUGGGAGAGUGUUCAAUCGAACGCUCGCUCUUCACUUCAGCAUCUAAACAUCUGGCCCCGCGGGUUAAAAGACAAGCUUCUGGAGUUGCACAUGUACCCAGUAUAACUGAUUUCUGUAUCAGCUCUCGGGUUCAGUCGAGAUUUGCUACUGUCAAAAUAUCCAGUGCUAUUUUGAAUCCAAAGACCGACAGCACAGAAGCAACUUUCUCUGUGCAGAUACCAGAAUCGGCCUUUAUAUCAAAUUUCACCAUGAUAAUUGAUAACAAGAUUUAUGUAUCUAAGGUAUAUAAGAAGAAAGAAGCUCAGACAAAGUAUGCCAAGGCUAAAGAAGAGGGGAAGACGGCGGGACAUAUUAGGCACGAUUCUACAGAUUCAGCUCGUGGGAUGGACAUAUUUUCCACAUCGGUCAACGUUGCUGCCGAGAGCGAGGUCUUCGUCGAACUGACGUACCUCCAGUUGCUGGAGCGACGGCUGGGUUUAUAUGAACAGAGGAUAAUGGUCCAACCCAGGCAGAUUGUGGACAACUUGACCCUGAAUCUUAUCUACGAAGAGGGUCCUCAAUAUUUUGACAGAUUUACCUACCGGGCCCCCAACAGUAAUGACGUCAUGGAUGCGUCGUCAGAACAUGCGACUCUUAUCGCAUCUCUGUCCAGGCGACAGGUCACGUACAAUCCUCCUGUGACUAGACAGACCCAAGUCAACGCUGACAAAGGCAUUGAUGGCGAGUUUGUUGUGUCCUAUGAUCUGAAGCAUGGAUUUGAUGGAGGCAACAUCAUCUCAGCUCUCAAUAAUGAUUAUUUUGUUCAUUAUUUUGCUGUUGACAAAUCUGACGAGUUGCCACCCGUCCCGAAAAAUGUAAUAUUUGUUAUUGAUGUGAGCGGAUCAAUGGGUGGCAGAAAAAUUCAACAAACUCGUGAUGCAAUGAAACAGAUUCUCCUGCAGUUAAAUGGACAAGAUUAUUUUAACAUAUUGCUGUUCAGUAGUGGUACUGUCGCAUGGCAAACGGAACCUCUUCAAGCAACCCAAAACAAUAUUCGACGUGCUACAGUGUAUGUUGACGCCAAGGUUCAAGCUGGGGCAGCCACAAAUAUAAAUUCUGCUUUGGUUGAUUCCAUGAAAAUCGUUUUCAGAGAUACGAGAAAUAGGAACAAAGCUGCCAUCGUCGUCUUUCUGACGGACGGCCAGCCAACUUCUGGUGAGACUGUAGAAUCCACAAUUCGUGUUAAUGUCCGACGUAAUAACGUUUACAACAGGGUCGCCUUAUUCUCACUAGGAUUUGGUUCAGGUGUGAAUUACAAUUUCCUGCAGGAGAUAUCGUGGGAGAAUGGAGGCUUUGCGAGACGUAUUUAUGAAAAGGAUGAUGCAGCGGAACAACUGACGGAUUUCUUUAAAGAAGUGAACAUCCCAUUGCUCCUCAAUGUGAAGUUUCAGUAUAACACCAACCAGGUGGACACUUCAAAGCUGACUCGAACAACAUACAAUCAGUUCUUCUCUGGAACAGAAGUGGUGGUUGUGGGGAGGAGACUAGGUGAUGACAUAGACGCUACUGUGCAAGGUUCUACGGCCACUGCUAAAACUGUUCAUCUUGUAGUUCCUGAGGCUUCAAAGAAACGUCUGUCUGGACCCUCUGGAGAGUUUACCGAGAAGCUGUGGGCGUAUCUGACCAUCAAGGACUUGUUGAAGAAGAAGGCAAUAGCCACCUCUAUGGAGGAAGGUGAGGUACUGGAAGCUCGUGCACUCAACAUGUCAUUGACGUAUGGGUUUAUCACUCCUCUGACCUCGUUCGUAGUUGCACAGGAACAGCCAGUUGAAGAAGAUUACGCGUACGACAGGUUUAAUGCAUUGCCAACUAAUCAAGAUUUCCAACUUAGAAAGCGUUACGUCAUUCCAGCAUCAGAAAGUGCAGCACAAGCACCAGCGUCGUGUUCGGCAUUCGUGCACGUGGCUGUUAACGUAGUGAUGGUGAUUGUCAGUUUUCUUUGCUGCCUACAAUGCGUCAAUACGGAUUACAAAUGUGCGUGAUACAAACUGAAUUUUUGCUCCAACAUUGAGCAAAUCGUGUUCAACGAGUUCAACUAGUAGUAGUACAUUUUCUGACUUUGAUAUCUGUAAUCAUCAGCUGUGUAACAUUCAAGCUGAUUUUGACGAUGGUGACAUUUUAAGGACAUGCUGGAACAAGGACACCUGCUUCGUUGGAACAUGAUGUUGACAACAUGUGCAAGUCAAUCUUUAGAUUGUGUUGUGCGGGUUAAUGUUCGUACUUUCAUAAUUUGUUGACACUAGUUUGAAAUGAGUGUUUUAGUGGGGGUGUUAUGUGCAAUAUUUCAGUAAUACAACGUCGUGUCCGCAGAUGAUGCAGUUCGUAGAAAUUUACCCACCCAAAUUAAACCCACUUGCUGUCAAACCUGGCUGAUCCUGAUAUGUGGAUUGACAGGUUGAUUUUCUUUUUUUAAACGUCGUACAAGCUAAGGAGUUAGCCUUACCAUUGUUGGGUGGAUACCAAUACAUAUACCCGUGACUUGAUUGUUUACAUCUUCUUGUAUGUUCAGUAUUUAUGUGUGCCUUUCUUGCUGAUCUUGUCGACAGACCCAAAUGCACAUUGUCAUGAAAUGCACAUCUCAAAUAAGUAUCGUUGAGUUUAAAUGGACCGAUGUUUAUCCGAAUGCAAUAGUCAUAUUUGAUAACUGUAAAACGUGACCUGAAUGAAUGAAUGUCAGUAAGAUAAAUUCGUUGUCGACCGAACUCGAGGGAGCCGUCGGGUUCGAGGUACCCAGGGUACAUCACAUUAUAUACCCCUCGAGGUCGGUUGACAACUUAUAAUGUAACUUGGGAAGCAUAGAAGAUGAAUUUCAUGUGAGAGAGAGAGAAAAUACAAAAGUCGAAAGAUAAGCUGUAUCAUUUACUCAACCGAUUUCACGAAUGUGGUUAUAUAUAUAACCCUUCGCUUAAAAUAUGCAUCUGUGUAGUCCUCUAAAUACUACAAAUUAUUAUGUUAUGAGAUAUGUUGCUGUUCAUCAUGUUCGAUCUACGUUAAUAUAAAAAAAUUCUAUUGACGCUGUCAUACGACAUUUUAGACUGUUGUAUGGCAAUUGUACUAAAGGGUCGUGUGGCCCAAACUAUUGACUAAUA